CGCCGGCGCGCGGUACCCCGCCCUGUGAGGUAUCGCUCAGUUCAGCGGAUAUAAGACCCGGGGCACCGCGCAGUCAAGGUCUCGGCUGUGGGCUUGGGAGGCUGCGUCGCCCACUUCCGGAGUGAGGAGCUCUGCACAGUAGAAACCUCGGCGGAGCUCGGUAAUAUUUCCCCACUGUUCAAGAGGGCGAAGAACUUUCGAGGAAAGAACCAAUCAGUUUCCGAGGCUCCUGAAGGUGAAGCCAGUGAGGUUGUGGUCUGCGGAUGAAUAGGGAGAACCUUUCACAGUAGGAAUAGGACAAGUGCUGAGAAGAUGAGUGUCAAGGUGGAAACACACUUUGCCGAAUGUGUCUUAAAUGUAGGAAAAGUCAUCCUUGGGAAUAAGCAAAGGAACGAAAUGAAGCCUCAAUUGCAGAAGAAACAGAAUAAAAUCAUCAUGAAUGCAAUAUGUGCUCUACUGAAUUCUGGUGGCGGAGUGGUCAAGGCUGAGAUUGAGAACAAAGACUACAAUUACGAAAUCCAUGGAGUAGGACUGAAAAUGCCUUCAAUUUUUAAAGGCUAUUUAGAUGAGAUGCAGCAGGGAGACCUCUUUUUUAUUUUUGUGAAGUCAUGGAACGCCGAGGCCUCUGGUGUACGGCUGGCAACCUUGUCCUCCAAUUUGUACCACAGAUACAGAGCAUCGACUGAUGUCAUGAAUUCUCAGGAAGCACUGACGUUCCUCAAAGGGAGAUCUCAGACUCCUGUGAAUACUAAUGAUUCCAAUUCAUUAAGUCCCCAGAAAGUUCGGGUUGGUGUACAAAAUGAUGGUAACAUAAGGGCCUCAGCUGCUGCUUUAUUUGCUAGAACUCACCUUCAGUUCUUAGAAAAGCUCAACUUUACUAAGUCCCUCCACGUUGAAUUUAAAAUGUUCUCAGCAGAGGUGUCCCAGUGCUUUAAUGAGAGUCUCCCCAGUUGUGUGUCUGCAUUUGCAAACACCGAAGGAGGGUAUAUAUUUUUUGGUGUGCAUGAUGAGACCAAUCAAGUCGUUGGAUGUGAAAAGGAGAAAAUAGAUCUUGUCACCUUGUGUCGCUCUAUUGAUUACUGUAUUAGGAAACUACCUGUCCAUCAUUUCUGUACACAGAGGCAUGAGAUAAAAUAUGCUGUCAAAUUCCUUGAAGUGCACAAUAAGGGGGCCCUCCAUGGAUAUGUCUGUGCAGUCAAGGUGGAACGAUUUUGCUGUGCAGUGUUUGCCAAAGUGCCAAGUUCCUGGCAGGUGAAGGACAAUCGUGUGAAACAGCUGGUUACAAAGGAAUGGAUAGCUUGGAUGAUGGAGGCUGAUCCAGAUCUUUCCAGAUUUUCUGAGAUGGUCCUUGCACUGAGUUUGUCAUCUACCACACCACGUAGCAGGACUGUGUGCACUCAUAAGAAUUUGGAAUGUCUGAAAGAACAGCAAAAACGUUACUUUCCAGUAUUAUCAGACAGAGUGGUGUAUACUCCAGAAAACCUCUACAAGGAACUGUUCUCAAAACAUAAAGGACUCAGAGACUUAAUAAAUAAGGAAAUACGCCCUUUCUCUCAAGGAAUACUGAUUUUUUCUCGAAGCUGGGCUGUGGACUUGGGUCUAUCAGAGAAGCAGGGAGUAAUCUGUGAUGCUCUUCUGCUUUCCCAGAACAACAUCCCACUCCUCUACACCAUCCUCAGUGAGUGUGAUGCAAGCUGGAAGAGCUAUUCUAUGACAGUCGCCCGUACCUUAAAGCAGAAGCUGGUGAACACAGGUGGCUACACUGGGAAAUUGUGCAUCACUCCCUUGGUCUUCCUGCUGAACCCUGAUAGAACAGCAGAGACUCUUCAUUGUUCAGAUUUACAAAUUUACCCCGAGUCCUAUAACCUUACAACCACCCAGCACAUAGAAGCUCUGUUACAGUCCCUUGUGAUAGUCUUGCUUGGGUUCCGAUCUUUCUUAAGUGAAGAGCUGGGCUCUGAGGUUUUGAACAUACUCACAGAUAAACAGUAUGAGUUGCUGUCAAAGAACAUUCGCAUGACCAGAGAACUGUUUGUUCAUGGCUUACCUGGAUCAGGGAAGACCAUCCUGGCUCUUAGGAUAAUGGAGAAGAUCAGGAAUGUGUUUCACUGUCAACCAAGUGACAUUCUUUACAUCUGUGAAAAUCAGCCCCUGAGGAAGUUUGUGAGCAAGAAAAACAUCUGCCAGGCAGUGACCCGGAAAACCUUCAUGAAAAAUGACUUUCAAAAGAUUCAGCACAUCAUCAUUGAUGAAGCUCAGAAUUUCCGCACUGAAGAUGGAGACUGGUAUGAGAAGGCAAAAAACAUCACUCAGAGAGAAAACGAUUGCCCAGGAAUUCUCUGGAUCUUCCUGGACUACUUUCAGACCAGCCACUUGAGCCACAAUGGCCUCCCUGCUCUUGAAGCCCAGUAUCCAAGAGAAGAGCUCACCAGAGUGGUCCGCAAUGCAGAUCCAAUAGCCAACUACCUACAAGAAGUAAUGCAGGAGGUCAAAGAAAAUCCUCCACCUAACAUCCCCUUGGGGUCCCUGGAGAUGGUUCAUAAAGCUAAAUGGGCUCAGGGUAUUCCAGGCAACUUUGAGAUUAUGGAGUACUUGGACCUGGAAGAGAUGGUUGUCCAAGUAGCAGAGAAAUGUCAGUUUCUCUUUAGGAAUGGUUAUUCUCCCAAGGACAUUGCUGUGCUUUUCAGCAAAGCAAGUGAAGUGGAAAAAUAUAAAGAUAAGCUCCUAAGAGCAAUGAGGAAAAGAAAAAUAUCUCAGCUCAAUGAGGAAUCUGACCUGUUAGUACAGAUCAAGGAUGCAUCAGAUAUCAUGGCCAAUCACAUUGUGUUGGACAGUGUCCGACGAUUUUCAGGCCUGGAAAGAAACAUCGUGUUUGGGUUCAACCCAACAGUGGCCGAGCCAGCUGUUUUCCACAAUCUUCUGCUCUGUCUGGCUUCCAGGGCGAAGAAACAUCUCUAUAUUCUGAAGGUUUCCAUUUGACAGGAAGAUCCCAGUCUAAGAAACAAUUAGGAAGCUCUCAUCUCUAGUUAACCAUGAAACCAUGUGACCUAAACAUUUAAUCAUCAAAUAUUUAAUGAGCACUCACUCUGAGGUGUAUAUUCUUGGUGCUGGGGGCGGGGGAUGAGUUAGUGAUAGGGUAGCGAAUAAGAUAGACAAGAUUCCUUCUUUGGGGCAGAGGUAAAUCAUAGACAAGUACACAAAUACAAGUACAAGAAUUUCAGAUAGUUACAUCAGAGUAGUAAUUGGAGGUGCCUGAGAUGCAGAGAGUGUGUGUGUGUGUGUGUUUACACAUACGUAGGUAAGUAGAUAGAGGGGGAAACUGGUUAUUCAGCAUGGUUGGGGAAGUGCUUAGUGAGGGAAGACAUCAUGAGAAGAUCUUUGAGCCAUGUGUGCCAGGUGGACUCAGAUAUUUUCAUUAUUUUUUUUUUAAUUUUCACUAUUUUUAAUACAGCAAUGCACAGAAAUGCUUGAGUAAGAUGUGCUGGGAGGGUAUGAAGGGCAGAGAGGGGUCAUGUGUCUGCCCUUUUAUGGGCCAGAAAUGGUUGUACAAUAUUUCAAAAUGUAAGAUCAGAAGGUACAAACUGUUAAUUUCUUAUAAACCAUAUUACAUGAUUCUUUUCCAUUUUAUUCUUUUAAUGGUGUUAGUAAUUUUGAUCACUGUCUUUUAAAAUAUGUUAUGCAUGUCUUUUGGUUAUUUAGAAUCUCAGCUCUUUAGGUCUGCUUUAGUAUUAGUCCUAUGGAGAAUCUUAGGUCACUGCAUGAAGGUAAGAUUCCCACAAUUCCCCAGGGAGACACAUUGUGUUUUAUUUAUUAAUUUUUUUUUAAAGGGUCCCUAAGAAGAUGAAUGUACUGGACUCAAAAGUUACAUUUUGCUUUUCAUUUAAUUUAAUAACCAAUGAAAUAAAGUAAAUCCAACAUCUUUGUUCCGCCGAGCCUUUAGGAUUUUAGCUAGUUUCUCAAAGGCUAUUGCUAUAGAAGAAUUUGGGAAGUCCAUAAAUUUAAUAAAACAAGAGUUGAAAGACAAAAUGAUAAAGCAGCCAAAAGAGAUGAAGAGGGAUCUUGCUAAGGAAACAUUGUGGGGGCGCCUGGGUGGCUCAGUCAGUUAGGCAUUGGCCUUCAGCUCAGGUCAUGAUCAAGUCCCGCAUUGGGCUCCCUGCUCAGCGGGGAGUCUGCUUCUCCCUCUGCCCCUCCCCCUGCUCCUUCUCUCUCUCACUCACACUCUCUUUCAAAUAAAUAAAAUCUUUAAGAUUUUAUUUAUUUAUUUGACAGAGAGCAGGAGAGGGAACACAAGCAGGGGGAGUGGGAGAGGGAGAAGCAGGCUUCCCGCUGAGCAGGGAGCCCAAUGUGGGGCUCGAUCCCAGGACCCUGGGAUCAUGACCUGAGCCGAAGGCAGAUGCUUAACGACUGAGCCACCCAGGCACCCCUCAAAUAAAUAAAAUCUUAAAAAAGAAAAGAAACAGAUUGUGAAACAUUACAGAAGAAAAAUAAAUUAGAAGCAACAAGAAAUUGAAGACCCAGUUCCUGACAUAAAGGAAAGCUUGAGAUAGUCACGUAAAUGGAGAGAGAUAAGACAAAUAUUAACGUAGUUAUAAAGAAGACAUAUCUGGAGUAUAAUGAUCCACUAAGAAUGGAUAUGGAGUAGAGAAUCAGUAAAUGAAACAGUAAAAAUGUUCUAAGAUAUAAUAUGGGAAAUUUUUCCUAAAAUAAGUCCUCAGUUUGAAAGAAUUCUUAACAAUCGAAGCAGAAAAAUCCAAUUGUGUGAAUGAUCAUUCUGGCUUCUGAUUUCUCUGGAGCAACAAGAUAAAGAAUAUACUGUAUUUUUGUUUUCAUUCAGUUGCUUUUUAAUCAAAUCUGACCACAUCUACCUUUUAAUUGAGUGUUUAAAUUAACUUUUUAAACUUUUAAAAACUUUUAAAAACGUUUUAUUUUCAAAUACUUAGAGAUUUAUAAAAAGUUGCAAAGGAAGUACAGAGUAGUACAGAAGAACCCCCUGUAUCCUUCACCUACUUUCUAUACUAUUUUAAAUGUGAUUAUUGUUAUGUUUGGGUUUUAAUCUACCCUACUGCUAUUUUUUUUCCAUUUUAUCAUCUAUUCUUUGUUCCCUUUUCUCUAUUUUUCUGCAUCCUUUUGACUUAAUUUUGCAUUUUUAUUUUUUUAAAUUUAAUUUUAAUUCCAGUGUAGUUAACACGCAGUGUUUCAUUAGUUGCAGGUGUACAAUAUAGUGAUUCAACACUUCCAUACAUCACCUGGUGCUCAUCACAACAGGUGCACUCCUUAAUCCCCAUCACCUAUUUCACCCAUCCCCCUACCCACCGCCUCUCUGAUAACCAUCAGUUCUCUAUAGUUAAGUCUGUUUCUUGCUUUGGCUCUUUCUUUCUCUUUUUUCCUUUGCUCAUUUGUUUUAUUUCUUAAAUUCCACAUAUAUGAGUGAAAUCAUUUGUUUUUCUCUGACUUAUUUUGCUUAGUAUUAUGCUAUCUAGCUCCGUCCACGUUUUUGCAAAUGGCAAGAUUUCAUGCUCUCCCUCCUCUUCCUCCCCCUCCCUCUUCCCUUCUUCCUCCUCCUCCUUCUUCUUUAUGGCUGAAUGGUAUUCCAUUAUAUAUAUGUAUAUAUACACACACACCCCACAUCUUCUUUACCCAUUCAUCUGUUGAUGGACACUUGGGCUGCUUCCAUCAUUUAGCUAUUGUAAAUAAUGCUGCUAUAAACAUAAGGACAUAUAUUCUUUUGACUUAGUGUUUUUGUAUUCUUUAGGUAAAUACCCAUUAGUAUGAUUACUGGAUUGUAGAGUGGUUCUAUUUUUAGCUUUUUGAGGUACCCCAUACUGUUUUCCCCAGUGGUUGUACCAGUUUACAUUCCCAACAGUGCAUGAGUGUUCCUUUUUCUCCACAUCCUUUUCAGCACUUGUUAUCGUCUUUUAGAUUUUAGCCAUUCUGACAGGUGUGAGGUGAUAUCUCAUUGUGGUUUUGAUUUGCAUUUCCCUGAUCAUGAGUAAUGUUGGGCAUCUUUUCAUGUGUCUAUUGGCCAGUUGGAUGUCUUAUUUAGAGGAAUGUCUGUUCAUGUCUUCUGCCCAUUUUAAAAUUGGAUUAUUUAGGGGUGCCUGGGUGGCUUAGUUGGUUAAAUGUCUGCCUUCGGCUCAGGUCAUGAUCCUAGGUUUCUGGGAUCAAGCCCCCAUCCCUCAGUGGAGAGUUUGUUUCUCCCUCUCUGUCUGCUGCUCCCCCUGCUUGUGUGCUCACUCUCUCUCUCUCUCUCUCUGUCAAAUAAAUACAUAAAAUAUUUUUAAAAAUUAAAUUGGAUUAUUUGUUUUUUAGGUGUUGAAUUGUAUAAGUUCUUUAUAUAUUUUGGAUACUAACCCUUUAUUAGGUAUGUCAUUUGCAAAUAUCUUGUCCUGUUUAGUAGGAAGGCUUUUAGUCUUGUUGAUUGUUUCCUUUGCCAUGCAGAAGCUUUUUAUUUUGAUGUAGUGCCAAUAGUGUAUUUUUGCUUUUAUUUCUCUUGCCUCGGGCGACCUAUUUAGAAAAAUAUUGGUAUAGCUGAUAUCAGAGACAUUACUACGUUUGCUCUUUUCUAGGAUUUUUAUGGUUUCAGGUCUGACAUUAAGGUCUUUAAUCCCAUUUUGAGUUUAUUUUUGUGUAUGGUGGAAAAAAGUGGUCCAGUUUCAUUCUUUUCCAUGUAGCUGACAGUUUUCUCAACACCAUGUGUCAAAGAGACUCUUUUUCCCACUGGAUAUUCUUUCCUGCUUAAUUGUGUAUUUUUAAACAAUUACAUCUUGUCUCCUUUAUUGGCUUAUUAAUUAUAACUCUUUGUUUUGUUAUUUUAGUGGCACGUUUAGGGUUUACAGUAUAUAUCUUUAACUCAUCACAGUCUUCCUUCAAAUGAUAUUAUACCAUUUCAUGAACUUUAUAACACUAUACUUCCAUUUCUCCUUCCCAGGCUUUGUGCUUUAUUGCCAUACACUGUACUUCUAUAUAUGUCAUAAAUACCACAACAUGUUGAUAUUAUUUUUGCUUUAAACAGCCACUUGUAUUUUAAAGAGUUUUAAAUAAUAGGAAAAAAAAUUCUUUAUACUUACCAUUUCUGAUGGUUAUCAUUCUUUUGUGUGAAUCUAGAUUUCUAUCUUGCAUCAUUUUCCUACUCAAAGAAAUUUCUUCAUUUUUUAUAGUGUAGAUCUGUUGAUGAAUUCGUUCAGAUUUUGUAUGUACAGAAAAAAGCAUUUCACCUCUGUUUUUGAAAGAUAGCUUUGUUGGGUAGAGGCCUAGAUUGAUAGUUUUGUUUUUCAGUUAUUUAAAUAUAUUCCUUCAUUGUCUUUUAUCUUGCAUAAUUUCCAAAAAUAAAUCUGCUGUCAUCCUCAUCUUUAUUGCUCUGUACACAAUGUAUCAUUUUCUGACUGCUUUUAAGAUUUUAUUAUUGGUUUAGGUAAUUUAAUUAUAAUGACCUUUGGUAAUUAAAAAAAUUUCUUGUGCUUGAGGUUUGUUGAGAACUCCUUGGGUCUGUGGGUUGACAGUUUUCACUAACUUUGAAAAUUUUUCAGUUAUUCUCUCAAUUCUUUCUCUCUUUUUUACAUGAUUUAUCUUUUAUUGGGGUAAGCUUAUUUUAUUUAAAAAGAUCCAUCAUCAGUUAUUUCUUGCAAUAUAUUUUCUAUACCCCUUCUUCUCCUCACCUACUUCAAUUAUAUGUAUAUCAGGCCACUUGACUAUGUUCCACAACUCACUGAUGCUCUGUGCUUUAAAUUUUUUCUCUGUGUUUUAUAUCAGCUGGUUUCUGUUGCUGUCUUCAAGUUCACUAUUUUUUUCUUCUGUAUACAAUGUUUAAUAUGCCACGAAUACCAUUCAGUGUAUUUUUCAUCUUAGACAUUGUUUCAUCUUCUAAUCCUUUUCUAGAAGCUUAAUUCGGAUCCUUUUUAAAUAUUUUUCUUGUUUCUACUUAAUAUGUUCAAUCUUUCUUCCAUUUCUUGAACAUAUGGAAUACAGUUAUAAUAUCUAUUUCAACCUUAUAAUCUAUUAAUUAUAUUGUCUGUGUUAAUUCUGAGUCAGUUCCAAAUGGAUUUUUUUCCUCUCUAUGGUUGGUAUUUUCUAGCUUCUUUGCAUACAUGGUAAUUUUUUAUUCAAUGCUAGACAUUGUGAGUUUUACCUUGUUGGAUACUGAAUGUUUUUGUAUUCUUACAAGUACUCUUGAGCUUUGUUCUGAGAUAUGGUUGUUACUUGGAAUUAGUUUGAUCUUUUUGGAUCCUGUUUUUAAGUUUUGUUUUACAGGACCAGAGCAACAUUUAAUCUAGGGUUAACUUUUUACCCCUACUGAGGCAAAACUCUUCUGAGUACUCUCUUACCUAAUGCCUUGUGAAUUUUGAUGUUUUUCACUCUGGUUGGUGGGAAUAGGCACUGUUUUUGACCUAUGUGAGCUCCAAGGAUUGUUCCAAUACUUUUGGGUGGGUCUUUCUUCAUCCUCAAACAUUUCCUCAGACACAAGCUGAUAAGUACUCAGCUGAAUACUCAAAGGGGAUGCUUUGCAGGUUUUAGAAUUUUCUCUCUGUGAAGCUGUCUUCGCUGGUAUUCUGCCCUACAGACUCUAGUUUCCUUGGCCUCCCUAAAGUCCCAACUCUGUCUAUUCACUUCACAGAGAUUGCCAAACUACCUAAAUUUCCCCCUUUCUGAACUGCAGCCUAGAAACUUUCUACAGGCAGUAAACAGGGGCAGUGAUAGAGAUCACCUCAUUAAUUUCCCAUAUCUCAGGGAUCAGUCCUUCACUGAACCCUGUCAUUUCAUGUUUUGUCUGAUUUUGCAGUUGUUUCCAAAGUGAGGGUAAAUAUGAUCCCUGUUACUCAGCUAAGACAAUGAAGCAAUAUGUAUAAAGUUCUUGGGGGGAAUUUUUUUGACCUAAAAAUAUUAAAUCUAGCCAAAAUACCAUUCUAAUUCAAAGGAAGUUCAUGGAUAUUUUUGUACAGGAAAGAAUUAUAUAAAUACAUAGCUCAUUAAUCAUUCUUUUUUUAAUGUUAUGUUAGUCACCAUACAGUACAUCAUUAGUUUUUGAUGUAGUGUUCCAUGAUUCAUUGUUUGUCAUUAAGUAUUCUUGAAGAAAAAUUACUCAGUGAGGAAAUCUAGCUAAAUCAGGCAAUAUGUGAAAAUAAAGGAUAAUGGUAAUUGGACUUUAAGUCCAUUCACCUGUAUAUGACUAAGAUAAAUAGGAAUUAUGAUUACAGAAAAUACUGUUAUAAACCUUGACAAAGUAAAAACAUUUUUAUAUCAGAUAGAUUUUUUUGUUUGUUUCAAUGAACAAAAACAGGCUCUGGACAAUUUAAACAAAUAAACAAACAAAAAGAAUUUAUUGAGGGAGGACCACUCACAGAAUCAAAGACAAGCUGACCAAAUAGGCCUUAGAGAAGAUUAGUACCUGGGAAGCUCCAAGGAUCUAGAUGGCUGGUAGGAAUUUGCUCCAGUCAUUUUCUUUACUUUGGCUUAUGAAGAUCAAAUUACAGUGAAAGACUUUUAUUUGCCUAGUGUGGAUACUGCACUCAGCUCUUAGCUACCAUAGCAAAGACCCCUUGGUUGAAAAUCUCCAAAAGUCUUGAUGUAGUAUGGAAAGAAUAUUGGUUACUAGUAUAGGGUGAGAGGAUGUUCUAUAGGUUGAAACAACAGAUGCCCAUUAUGGUAAUCAACAAAAGUUAGGAAGUCAGGAAGCAGAGUGAAGAAUUCUAAGUGCUAAUGUCAUCUUUCAUGGCAAGGAAUUGAUCAAUACUAAUACAGAUUUUAAUGUAACUUUAAAAAUGAUUCCAAGCAUUUUAAUUGCUUUUUUCAAUUUAAUUAUUUUAAUAUUGGAUCUUUUAGUAGCUAAAAGUUCUUAGGUUAAAGAAAUAUAUUCUGUAGUUCAGCUCUUCAAUUUUAUUAGUUGCCUUUUCUUCCAUUCAGUUCAAAUAAAAUAAAUGUGAAAAUAAUUUUAAAAUAGUAUGUAUAAGGGGCGCCUGGGUGGCUCAGUUGGUUAAACGACUGCCUUCGGCUCAGGUCAUGAUCCUGGAGUCCCGGGAUCGAGUCCCGCAUCGGGCUCCCUGCUCGGCGGGGAGUCUGCUUCUCCCUCUGGCCCUCCUCCCUCUCAUGCUCUCUGUCUCUCAUUCUCUCUCUCUCAAAUAAAUAAAUAAAAUCUUAAAAAAAAAUAGUAUGUAUAAUAUCUUUCCACUUUAUAAUUACUUUUGUCUAGCUGUUCUUAUAUAUCAUGUGAUAUAUUAAAAAAACCUGCUUUCUGA
Molecule: messenger RNA, 10229 nt
Organism: Mirounga angustirostris (Northern elephant seal)
Lineage: Eukaryota; Metazoa; Chordata; Mammalia; Carnivora; Phocidae
Product: schlafen family member 5
Exons: 6
Coding region: 313-2979 (888 amino acids)
Source: RefSeq, a predicted model, not a curated record